CUUUUUGUGAUACCGUUCACAAGUACCAAGGUGGAAAGAUAAACGUAAACUUCAACAUAUUCGACACAGACAAAAUGGACAACUCUACACAGCAUUGUCAAGAACCAUUAAAUUUGAACACAUUCGUCUGGAAAAGAGAAGGUUGUUAUGUGAGUACACUGCCAACAAACAAGCAAACAACAUUCGAAUUGGUAAAUGCUAAACAAAACAGUGUAUUUAAGGAAGGUAAAAUAUACAAAAUAAUAUUUGAGAAGGGUGGGUUGGUUUAUGUUGGUAGCACAUGUAAUAAACUAGAAACGAGAUUGAAAGGGCAUUUGUCGGGCAAAAGUAGUCCGUUGUUUGCAAACGCCUGUAACAGGCCAUUAAUAAAACUAAUUGUCAGCUGUCCUUGUAAUUCCCAAAAGGAACUCGAGAAGGUGGACGACUCCUACAUCGACGAGUAUUCCAGGAAGUUUGGUGAGAGGCUAAUUAACAAGAGCGAGAGCCCACGAAGAAGGCGCAAGGUCGUACACGGCGUAUACAUCGAAAAGGGAAACGAAAUUAAACUAAGAUUUUGGCUUGAAAGAAAGAUAAAAAUAAAGGAAGAACCGGGAAUGUUUGUGAUAGACACGGUUAUAAAAGGCAAAAGUGUAAAAACCAAAAACCGUUUUAAGGACGAAAACACCAACAAGAGAGCCAACAUAGUAAACAGACUUGUAGUUGAGUUCGACUAA
Molecule: messenger RNA, 713 nt
Organism: Paramuricea clavata
Lineage: Eukaryota; Metazoa; Cnidaria; Anthozoa; Malacalcyonacea; Plexauridae
Source: the annotation of a GenBank genome assembly